Messenger RNA from Verruconis gallopava, 1191 nucleotides. RefSeq lists its product as uncharacterized. NCBI's taxonomy places the organism in Eukaryota, Fungi, Ascomycota, Dothideomycetes, Venturiales, Sympoventuriaceae. The coding region runs from base 214 to 1014 and encodes 266 amino acids. The record is from RefSeq and is a predicted model, not a curated record. The transcript is spliced from 2 exons.
UGGCCCUCAUAAUUUAAAUCGGGUAUUCGGGCUCAAAAUAUAGCGAGAGACUGACUUUGAGCGAACUUAAAACUAGUGCUGACAUAAGCGGAACCCAUUCUGCCGUUUUGAUAUCUAAGCACGGCGUCAUCACUGAGCAUAAAUUGAGGUCCGAGGCGGAGAGUUUAGAGAUCAUCUGAUGAGUAGUUUUGCUCGACCAGACUUGUCAAGAUCAUGGCGCCCAGCAUUGUUCUCGUCCCUGGCAUGGCCAGCGUCGGGAACGUCUUUUACAUGCCUUUGAAGUUAGAGCUCGAAAAGCUCGGCUAUACUGAGGUAAUAAUUGUUGAGAUUCCCUCCGUGGACUCUGAAUCGAGACUUGGCGAUCUUCGACCAAAUCCUUUAGAAGCGGACAUCAAACAUAUCCGACAGAUCUUGACGAACCUUUUGGACGGCGGGAAAGAUGUUGUGAUUGUUGCACACUCUUACGGAGGAACGCCGUCGCUCUACGCUUCUGAAGGCCUUUGGAAACAUGCCAGAUCUGGAGAUAGCGGUGGCGUAAUUAAAGCCGUGCUCUUAAGCUCCAGCUUAACAAUGCCGGGACAUAGUGUCGGAGGGGAAAGAGCACAGUGGGCAGCUGUUCACAUGCCGGAGUUGCUGAAAGCUCAGGAAUCAGCGCGCAUAGAGACAGUUGAAGAUAUUCCUUUUCUUCAUCCCGAAGGCAUGGAGCAAGCUUUCUUCGCCGAUAUGAAUCCUGAAGAACAAAAGCUGUGGGCUGCAAAAGGUCUACGGCCCAACCCUCUUGGAACCGUUAUGGCCGAAACUCCUCAGGCAACUACAUCAGACUGGCGGGUAGCGUAUCUACUAACAGAGGAACUUGACCCAUCCAUGCCUCUUGCUUUUCAGCAAUUCUUAAUUGAUCAAGGGAGAAAGCAUGGCGUGGCUAUCGAGCAGACAAAGAAAAUGAAAAGUGGCCACUUUGUGCAGGUGACUCAUUCGGAAGAAGUUGCGAAAUGGGUAAACGAGAUUACAACUUGAGAAGCAUGAAGAAAGACUCGCGACAUCACGGUUAAGUCUGUGUAUGGGUGUAAAAUUUUUGUUGGCAUGUGCCUACUAUGCCUUUCCGUGCAGCUACAAAGCCAAGUUGAACUAUUGAAGGCCAAUAGAAAGCAAAAAUGCUAGCCUGUCCAUAGCGCCCACGUUAUUUCUUUGUCU